GGCGUUACGCCACAUCGCAGUCAGGAAAAAGCGAGUUGACAGCACGUCAACCAGCUAACCCGAUAACUAGCAACUUAUAUCUGACAAUUGUGAUUUUUUUCUGUCAUUUCAUCAACCUUGGAAAUACUAUGACAUCCACAUUAGACGAAAACACUAAAGAAAAGAUGCGCUCGGUCUCUGUUGAUCUCAACAAUGAUGCAUCUCUUGUCAUUGACAUUCCUGAUGCUCUCUGUGAAAGAGACAAAGUGAAGUUUACCGUCCACACAAAGACUACUUUAAGCUCUUUCCAGAAGCCAGAGUUCUCCGUUCCCAGGCAACAUGAAGAUUUCAUUUGGCUUCAUGACACUCUGGUUGAGACAGAGGACUACGCUGGUCUAAUUAUCCCACCUGCACCCCCCAAACCUGACUUUGAGAGCCCAAGAGAAAAGAUGCACAAACUAGGGGAAGGUGAAGCCACUAUGACCAAGGAGGAAUAUGCAAAAAUGAAGCAGGAGUUGGAGGCUGAGUACCUUGCAGUGUUCAAGAAAACUGUACAAGUGCAUGAAGUUUUCCUGCAAAGAUUGUCAUCGCACCCCAUUCUAAGCAAAGACAGAAACUUCCAGAUCUUCCUAGAGUACGACCAGGAUCUAAGUGUUCGGAGGAAAAAUGCCAAGGAAAUGUUUGGAGGCUUCUUUAAAAACAUGGUGAAGUCAGCUGAUGAGGUCCUCAUCUCUGGGAUAAAGGAAGUGGAUGAAUUUUUUGAACAGGAGAAGACGUUCCUGCUUGACUACUAUGGCAAAAUUAAAGAUUCCACUGCCAAAGCUGAGAAAAUGACUCGAACCCAUAAAAAUAUAGCUGAUGAUUACAUUCAUAUAUCAUCCACUCUAAGCACCAUCUCUUCAGACGACACCACUGCUAGUAAGAAGCAUCUUGAGAAGUUGUCAGACCUUUUUGAAAAGCUCAGGAAAGUUGAGGGAAGAGUAGCAUCUGACCAGGAGCUGAAACUCACAGAGUUGCUAAGAUAUUACAUGAGGGACAUCCAAGCUGCGAAGGAUCUUCUGUACAGACGAGCGAGGGCACUGGUCGACUAUGAGAACUCUAACAAAGCUCUGGAUAAAGCUCGACUGAAGAGCAAGGACAUUCCUCAGGCUGAGGAACACCAGCAGCAGUGUCUGCAGAAGUUUGACAAGCUCUCUGAGUCUGGAAAGAAAGAGCUGACAAGCUUCAAAGGUAGACGAGUUGUGGCUUUCAGAAAGAAUCUCAUAGAGAUGGCUGAACUUGAGAUUAAGCAUGCCAAGAACAACGUAACUCUUCUGCAGAGUUGCAUUGAGUUGCUCAAGAACAACUGACCUGUUUUCAAGUACCCUCAUAUGACCAGCACUAAGUGACCCGUCACUGCAAAGGAAGUCCUGGCAUGGACACUAGUUCAACUCCGUGUCGGCUCCAACCUGAGGUUCUGAUAUACCAGCUGUCUCGUAAGCAAAGUGUCUUCAUGUUUACACUGUGUCUUUCUCUGGUCUGCAUUGUCCUAGCUUUGUCAUUGAAAGGUCACAUGUUUAAAAUCUAAGACCUUUUCCAACUUUAAAGUUUUCCCACUUUGAAUAUUGUGUUGCUAUGACCAUUUUAGCUUGCAUAUUUCUGCAAAUGUCUGGUGUUACGUUCCUCUCAAAUAUCUCAGUCCAUAAAUAAUUUUUCUCUGAGUGUUCACAUUUUUUAUUUUCGUCUCAUCUCACACUGUUUAAUAUCUCAUUGUCAGAAAUAGAUUGUCUUUUUUUGCAAUAUGACCAUUACCUUUCACCUUUCACAUUGCAAAGUCCAUUUAUAUUGGUUGGUGAUUCACAACUGCCAGUGACUCCUGCCUAUUUCCUUAUCACGAAUGAACUUAUAUGAGCACAUUAAGAUAGAAACUGGGUGCAAAAGCUCACACAGUUUCACCAUCUUCACUGACAGCUUCGACAUUAAAAUAUCAAGAUGCUUUUCAUGCAGUCAUUUGUGAUCCCAUGUAUUCCAUUUUCACAGACUUGGUUGGUUACUGCUAUUCUAAAACUGAGAAAUAUUGCAUAAUCAGAGUUUGCAUAAGUAGGUGAGACCAAAAGACACUUGAAUUAUUUGAUAAAUUGCAAAAAUGGACUUCACCUUUUGAGAGGGCCAUUAGAAAGCAUACGCCAUAAUAUUACCGUGUUGAUACAUUAUACUACUCAGUUAAUUCAAUUGCCAACAUUAUGAAAAGCAAUACUAGGUCCCUUAUAAGAUGUGAAAUAAUGUUAAAGCAAUAUCUUCAUUUUUCCAUCAUUAGUCACUUGUUUUCCAAUCCAUGACUUCUUUUAAUUUUCAUUAACUCUCUUGCAUAUUUUGACACUUUCCCUUCGCAAUAUUAAUCUGUUCCCCAUAUGGUUGAUUUUUCUAUCCAUUACCUGAAUUAUAACCUACAUAUAAAAUUACCUUUUCCUUGAGUCGUUAUAUAAGUCCUAUGUUGUAUAAACAUUAAAGUUUAACCCCCACCUUAAAAGUGCACAAUCAGGAUUUGGCUCGGUGGUAUGUCGUUUUUGUUUUUUUUUUUUUUAUGAAUGUAUUUUGUCAUGGAUUCCAGCAGUGUUGAAUGUUCUGUAUGUGAUGCUUUUCUAAAAAGAACAUGAGCAUUUUAUACAUUUCUAUGCCAUUGAAUAAAUCGUAAUAUCCCUAGUCUGUUCGUCUGUCGUUUGGAU
Messenger RNA from Synchiropus splendidus (mandarinfish), 2684 nucleotides. It is a transcript of the gene snx5, whose product is annotated as sorting nexin 5. The transcript has 13 exons. NCBI's taxonomy places the organism in Eukaryota, Metazoa, Chordata, Actinopteri, Syngnathiformes, Callionymidae. The record is from RefSeq and is a predicted model, not a curated record. Bases 129 to 1328 code for a protein of 399 amino acids. Gene Ontology annotation, biological process: pinocytosis. Gene Ontology annotation, cellular component: endosome. Gene Ontology annotation, molecular function: phosphatidylinositol binding; dynactin binding.